Messenger RNA from Periconia digitata, 1564 nucleotides. Lineage: Eukaryota; Fungi; Ascomycota; Dothideomycetes; Pleosporales; Periconiaceae. The record is from the annotation of a GenBank genome assembly.
CUGUAAAAAUAAGAUUUCGCCGAGUACGGGGAACGGCGACGCUACGCAGGGUCCAGCCUCGCUAGCCCACGUUGUAGCAUCAACAAACAUCGGAUUGUGAAAAGGAGGAUAUCGAAAGAUCCACAUUGGUCGACCGCCGUUGUCAUCAUAGCUCCAACCACAUCCCAUGCUGUUCCAUCGGAAGCACACAUCAGAUACGAACAGCAUCCAAUAUAUAAACUUGCUCUUUCCCAGACUACAACAUCCCACUUCACCACCACCACCAACCAUCACAUCUACACAACCAACUCCUUAAUAAAUCCAACCCACACAUCCAACAAAACACCGCAACCAUGCAAUUCGCAACCUCCGUCAUCGCUCUCUUCGCCUCCCUCGCGGUCGCCGUCCCCGUUCUCCCCAACCGUCCCACAGUCGACAACCAAUUCGGCGCAUGGCUCGUCAACUUCUCCCACGACUCCAACGCCCGCGAGUACCUCUCUUCAUCCUUCUACCCUGCGGACUUCGACCCUAACCACGACAACCCUUCGCGCAACGCCUGUGUCGCUGACCCCAACGCCACACCUGCGUUCGAGAAGCGCUGCGAUCACCUUGGAUUCACAUAUGAGUUCGAUGUUGAGACUGGUGGUAUGUUUCUCCUUCCCCGAUCGCCUUUCUUGGGCCGGUACUAGUUUGUGGCAAGUUUGCUAACGAUUGUGAUAGUCUUGAGUCUGCAGAUGGUACAGGGUGACGUUACAUUGUUUGGCGAGAGCACGCUUGAUGCCGAUGGUGACGCGGUCAUCCAGGUCAGCAAGGCCAUUGCUUAGAUGGGAUGUCUACGCAGUCGGAUUGUGGGUUGAUGUAAAAAAAACAGCGUGUGGCUCGUAACUUUUUAAUUGUAAUGACAUAAUGCAUAUAGACUCGUAGGCGUUAAUCACUCUGGUAUCGCUCAAAAUGCACGUAUGGGUGAAUAAAAGUCCAGGCCAUCAUGCUACACAAUCGCCCACUUCCACAUACAUUCAAACAUCUGAUUGUCUUUGUGUACAAAGUAUUUGCUGAGACGUGCCAGAAGAAUAGCAACAUGCGACAUCUUGAGCAUUUUGGCGAGACGGUGUAUAUAUGCAUACCCAGCCACCUGUUCUUUCAGCAUAUUUGGUAUUGACAAAUGACGCCAAAUGCACCAUAGAUGCAGCGAUCAUGUGUAUGAUUGUGAAGGCGUACACAUAUUCACCUGCCCAUCCGAGAGCACACUGGUGCUUGUCUGCUUGCUGUAGAGGUACAGACUUGGUUCAGAUGCAAUGUCGUCAUAACAAACGGCAGCAAACUCUCUCGCUUACUAACCGCUACAGAGCAAAAAACAAACAAACAUAAUAUUUCCUACAGGCACAAGAUUCGAACCUGCGAUCUUCCUAGGAGUUCCCACCAGCAAAAAGCAGACAUCCCUCUUCAUGCUGGCCACCCUAGAGUGACUCGCAAGGUAACACCUGCGACAAGGCGGGAUCCUAGGUUACCAAUAGGCAGCACCCACCGAAGUGACUACGCUUGCGGGGCCCUUACUGUCCCUCUCUCCCCGGGACCACUGUGCCAA